Molecule: messenger RNA, 798 nt
Organism: Penicillium odoratum
Lineage: Eukaryota; Fungi; Ascomycota; Eurotiomycetes; Eurotiales; Aspergillaceae
Product: PQ-loop repeat-containing protein
Exons: 7
Coding region: 1-798 (265 amino acids)
Source: RefSeq, a predicted model, not a curated record
AUGUCGGUUGGAGAUAAUGUCACAUUGGCCUCCAAUGUUCUCGGCACAAUUGGCACAACCCUCUGGUGUGUACAGCUGAUUCCCCAGAUAUGGUAUAACUGGCGAAGAAAGAAGACGGAUGGAUUCCCGGCUGCUAUGAUGUUUCUGUGGGCGAGCUGUUCGGUUCCAAUGGGUGCAUACCUGAUUCUACAGAAAGUGAAUAUCCCAUUACAAAUCCAGCCGCAGAUCUUUGGGUUCUUUUCUUUGGUCAGUUGGUGUCAGGUUCUAUAUUAUAACCACAAUUACAGUCGGUUGAAAGCAUCGCUGGUUUGCUUGGGGUGUUCUGCUCUAUUUGGCGGGAUCGAGGCUCUUCUCAUUCUUACGUUACGGAUCCCAUACAGCAAAGGCGUUUCCUGGCCGGAUAUUGUGGUUGGUGUAGUUGCUGCUAUCCUCUUAACUGCGGGCUUAUUACCUCCAUACUUUGAAUUGUGGAAGAGGGAUGGCCGUGUCAUUGGAUUCAACUGGGUAUUCUUGUCUAUUGAUACACUAGGUGGAAUGUUUUCUCUCUUUGCCUUGGCGGCGCAAGGUAGUUUUGAUAUUCUAGGUGGAAUCAUGUAUAUUCUCGUGAUCAUUCUCGAAGGAGGAAUCUAUGUCAGCCAUAUUGUUUGGCGGAUUCGCUAUCGCAAGCUUCGUAAAGAGGCGAAGAUAAGCGGAAGGAGUAUUGAUGAUCUGCUUGAUUUGACAAGGAAUAAUGCAGGAGAGACUCAAAAUGCUCGACCGGAUAUGAAUCCUUUGGAUGAUAUUGAGAAACAACAGUGA